Molecule: messenger RNA, 1811 nt
Organism: Pocillopora damicornis (cauliflower coral)
Lineage: Eukaryota; Metazoa; Cnidaria; Anthozoa; Scleractinia; Pocilloporidae
Product: lysoplasmalogenase TMEM86A
Cellular component (GO): membrane
Molecular function (GO): hydrolase activity
Source: RefSeq, a predicted model, not a curated record
AACGUGCACAACAAGACGAGAGGUAUCUAUUAGGUACUUCGAGAUUAUUUGUCAAUAUUUUGAUUACAAUUUUCGUGCGAGGGUGCCGUCGUGUCUAACAGACCUCCAUCAAGCUAAUUGAUAGCUUUUGAGUGGUCAUUUUGCGUCACGUAUCUUACUUCCUCGUUUGAGUCGUGACGGAAAUGGACUUCUCUACAAACAGUUUUGUGAGAUCAUGUUCCUUAGACUAUGAACUUAAACCUGUCGAUGUGCUCAAACAGGCAGUCCCCAAACUCCUCCCAUUUUUCAAGACAUUUUGCAUCUACUUCAUACUAUGGCUGCCAGAAGCCAAGAAUCCUUCAAUACUGGCAGCUGCAAUAAAGAUCUUACCCAUCAUAAGCCUGUGUGGCUUUGUCAUCAUGCAAGGAGUGAACCCCCAUGACUAUAACAGCCACAUACUUCUUGGCCUUAUCUUCUCGAUGUUUGGUGAUAUAUUUAUAGUUUGGGAACAUAGCCAUUUCCAUUUUGGUGUGAUCUCUUUUGGUAUCGCCCAUCUGUGCUAUGCUUCAGCAUUCGGUUUCACACCAGUUAAUCCAUUAGUUUUAGUGGGUCUUUUGAUCCUAACUCUAAACACUUAUUCCUUGUACUUUCCAAACCUCAAUGGCUCCCUCAUGGGAACAGUUGCUGGAUACAUGCUGAUGAUAUCUGUUAUGAUCUGGAGAGCAAUCACAGGUCUUCAGGUUUCUUUACAUAGCCAAGCUUGGCAGUGGACCAAACUUUGUGCAUGCAUUGGAGCUAUUUCAUUUGGUUUUUCAGAUUUUAUUCUUGGUGUAAACAAGUGGUAUUUUCCAAUCCCUUAUGCUCGAGUUAUUGUUAUGGUGACAUACUAUAGUGCACAGUUAGGCUUUGCUCUGUCUUGUUUCACCACUAGUCAGGUUAAAUUGCAUAAAACCAAGGAAUAGGUUUUAAGCUUAGGUUUAAAGUAGGUUUUUAGCUUAGCUAAAAAAUAUACACUUAGUGUAUGAUCCCUAGGGAAACAGUUAGUUUUGUCUUCUCAAGAGUCCUGUUCAAUGUUUCCUUGACUUUAUCUUGGGAAAAAUCAGGACUCUUGGGAAAACAAAAGUAAUUAGUUUCCCAAGGGACCAUACUUUAAGUUCUUUGUUAUAUAUUUAGACUUUCCCUUAAACAGUUGUGUGCAGUUGUAUUUGGCGAGUGGGCAACAACUGCACAAUUGUAUCCCAGUUGGGAUACAUUUGAAUCUGACUAGGGGCAUGUGACCAAGAAUCAACCAAUUACAGUGCUCGUUUUGUUGAGUGAAAGUCUAGGUAUAUAACAAGUGGUAUUUUUCCAAUCCCUUAUGCUUGAGCUAUUGUUAUGGUGACAUACUACAGUGCACAGUUGGGCAUUGCUCUGUCUUGUUUUACCACUAGCCAGGUUAAAUUACAUAAAACCAAGGAGUAGGUUUUUAGCCUAGGUUCCUUUGAAGGAAGUUUAUGCAGUCAUGAAAGAAAGUCAAGGUACAGUUGAACCCAGCUUACUAAAACCUAGUUCACUUAACUCCCCUGUAACUCAAGCAAGAUCCAAUUUCCUUUGACCUAAUUUUUUUAGUCAUUUACAAUCCGUUAACUCAAAAACCCCAAUAACUCAAUUCAUUUUUCAUUUCCUUGGGGGGGGUUUGAGUUAGCAGGGUUCUUCUGUAUUUUAAAAGAAAAAAAGAGCUUUGUCUCCAUAGUUUGGGGUUUUUUCUAAGGCUAGUCAGGGUGUGAAAUAAUUUUUUUUUUCUGGUAGCCACUUGGCUCCUAAAUUCUUCAAAGUGGUAGCCAAUUCAAAAA